AUGACGGGUUUCCGUUUAGCCUAUGGUGGAGCUCAAGAAUACUUUGGCAUCACACCUGAUUUAACAACUCUAGGGAAAAUCAUCGGUGGUGGUCUUCCCAUGGGAGCAUACGGUGGAAGAAGAGACAUUAUGGAAAUGGUUGCACCCGCAGAACCAAUGUAUCAAGCUGGUACGCUAAGUGGUAAUCUGCUGGCUAUGACAGCGGGUAUUCACAUGCUGAAGCGGUUAAGGCAGCCUGGGACAUAUGAAUACUUGGACAAGACCACCAAAGAGCUUACAAAUGGAAUCUUAGAAGCCGGGAAGAAAACCGGGCAUGCUAUGUGUGGCGGUUACAUAAGCGGGUUGUUUGGUUUCUUCUUUACGAAGAACCCGUCUACGAUUUCUCGGACGCGAAGAAGAGUGAUGCAGAGAAGUUUGGAAAAUUUUUCAGAAGAAUGCUGGAAGGUGUGUAUUUUGCACCAUCUCAAUUCGAGGCUGGUUUUACCAGCUUAA
Arabis nemorensis is the source of this 492-nucleotide messenger RNA. Lineage: Eukaryota; Viridiplantae; Streptophyta; Magnoliopsida; Brassicales; Brassicaceae. The record is from the annotation of a GenBank genome assembly.